UCACUUCAAUAGAGGAACUCUUUCCGGUCUGAGAGGAGGAACCAUGAGGACAGACAUUUAUACAGUUACAAUCCUGAGAGUACACAUCACCCUACCUUCAAGAGUGUGAGUGCAUCCUGAGGCUGCAAAAUAGAGAGAGGACAAAAUGCCAGGCAAAAAAGGUGACUCAAAGGCAGCGGCAAAAAAAGGAGGGAAAGCAGAGCCAGAAAAAAGCAAAGGCAAAGAGGAAGAAAAAAAAGGGAAAGAUGACAAAAAGGGGGCUAAAGAGGACAAGAAGGGAGGAAAGGAUGAUAAGAAAAAAGGAAAAGAAGAACCCAAAGGUAAAGGAAAAGAUGACGGAAAGAAAGGAAAGGACAAAGGAAAGGGGGCGAAAGUAGUUAGUGAGUCAGAAGAGGGGUCAGACGCAGAGCCGAUUGAGGAUGACGAAGAGUUGAGUGAAGAUGAAGAAAGGGACGAAGACUCAGAAAGGGACACACGCAAGUCUGGACAUGGAAAGGCUGGUGCUAAAGGCAAAGCAGCAAAGGGGAAGUCCAAAUCAAAACAUGCCGCAUCAGAUGAGGAGGAAGACGAAGAAGACGAAGAGGAUGAGGAAGAUGAAGAAAGUGAAGAAGAUAAGAAAGGAAAAAAGAAAUCAAAAGACGCCCACAAAUCCAAAUCUAAACCUGAGGCGGAAGGAACAAAGAAAAAGGCCAAAAAGAAGGACGAGGGUCCACCUGAGAUAGCACCAGAACCUACAAAGAAACUAUUUGGUUUCCCUGGACUUGGGAAGAGCUCAAAUAAGCGACUAAAAAGUACAUCUAGACUGUUUCUCGGACUUGGCAAGCAAAAGAGUUUUGUGGUCAAGAAAAAGAGAAGGAAAUCUGUUUUGAAGAAUGCCCCGAGGCUUCUGAUGCGCUUCAAAGCCAGUAAAAAAAAGAAAAACGAGAAGGAACAAAAUGACCAGUUGGGACGCAAGCCAUCCUACAUGUUACUUAGAAUUGGUGGCAACAAACCAGCAGAAAAGAAAUCAGGGUUUUUCAGAGGACUUUUUGGAAAAAAGAAUGCCGGUGAUGGGUCAGAUUUUAAAAACCAAAGUCGGAUACUGGGGAAAGUUGCUGGAGCGACAAACUGGCUAACUAAGAAGUUCCUCUCAACAAAAUUGAAACAGAGACCAUUUAACAGAAAUCGUGGCCGCUUGGGACAGUCACGCACCAAACAGUUUCCUGGGGGAAGUCGACAAACAAGCGUUCGAGGACCUCACGGGCAUCACAACUAUGCAUAUGAACCUGAUUUUGAUGAAUAUGACUAUAAUAACCAUGGUAGAAUAAGCACCGGUGCAUUUAACAGACAGUCACUGCAGAGAACCCCAAAUUGGUAUGAAGAUCCUGUUGACUACUAUGAAGCGCAGUCACAUGAUCAAGGCUAUUAUGAAAUUGAUGAUGAAUACUAUGACCCACACAUGGACAUACAGAAUGGAGGAGAGUAUUAUGAUGAUGGUAUGGGCUUCUAUAACACAUAUUCUGCACAACAUCAAAUGGGCUACUACCCAGAGGAGAUGGAGUACUAUGGUCAACAGCAUCUGAUGGAUCCAUAUUACACUGAUAAUAUGGAAUACUAUGACGAGAACCAGUACUUUAUAGAGGAUUGUUAUGAACCUUAUGGAGAUGAAACCCAGUUUUAUGACCAGAGUCAGUUUGAUUACUAUGAUGACCCUCAGGAAUUCUAUGACAAUCCAUAUGGUGAAAUUGGAGCAGCUGAUCCAUACUUGACUUCGUAUGGAGUGUAUGAAGAUCCAUAUCUCCAGGACUACCAGUUUAAUUACAGUGAAUCAGGGGUUACCCCAUAUCUUGAAUCUUCCUAUAACAUGUACCAGCCAUAUAGUUAUACAAUGCAUGAUGUCAUGGAGGGUGAUGAGUUUAACGAUGUUUCUAUAGAGCCAAUGGAACUUCAAGGAGACAUGUUCAGAGUUCCAAGGCCUCAAGUAAAGCUUUUUGGUCAAGAAAGGAUAGCAGUUGAACCUCAUCCAUUGGCAACACAAUAUGAUCCUGAAGAGAUGUCACAGAUUCAUUAUAAAAAUGUACAGUUCAUUCCAGACGGUGCUUUUCCUGCACAAGUAUAUACACAAGAACUGCUGCAUCCAGGGUUACCUCAGAUUCCCACACCAACUGCAAUGUUAAUUAAGCAUGCUAAUAGUCCUCAGGGGUUUGUGAGCCCUAACAUUCAGUCUCCACAUAUGUCACCCAUGGCCCAAGGUGGUGCUUUCCCCCCAUCACCUACACCAAGCAGGAGGUCCAUGGGAAUGAUGGCUUCACCUGUACAGAGACCCCUGUCCCCUAUGUUAGCAAGAGAAAGGUUCACAGAACCAUUAAUGGAUGUGGGCCCCCCCAAUGUUCCCAUGCAGAAACAAAGCUUUCAUGCCUCUCCUCAGCCCUCUAUACGGAGAAGACAGAGCCCAUCUCCACAGCCCUCCAUACGUGGAUUUGUAGUUAGGGAUGUGCCUCCAUCUCCACAAAGAGGGAUGCCAUCUCAAUAUGUUCAACGCCCACCUUCCCCAUUUGGACAGAGAAAAGUCAGCCCAACUGCUUCUCCAGCAGCCUUUAGUCAUUUCCAACCUCAGGCCUCAUUCACAGAAGCCAAGUAUUCCCCUAUUCCUAUGGUCCGGCGAAUGCCGAGUCGAAUGCCCUCAUUUCACACAAGCCCUCCAGCUUCUGCUCAUGGUUCCAUCCGCAAGCAAAGCCCACUCCAUUCUCCCCGUGCGUCUAUAAGAAGACCCAGCCCAGUUUCCUCCCCAUUAAAAACUCAUCGUCCAUUUGGUGCCAGGAAGCCUCAAGGUUCCACAUCUCUUCCUAGGCAAAUGAGUCCUCCAACCUCUCCUCAAAUGGGCAGGCGUACUGUGGGCAGUGUUCAGCAGAUGGACUCUAAUAGGCCACACUCCCCAUUUGCAGCUCACAGAUCAUCACCUACACCUUCACGGAGAAGUUUUACAAUUGGUUCAGAAUCUCCUCAGCCUCCUCUGCCAGCUGGACAAAGAUCACGAUCACCCAGCUUCUCCCGUAGGUCAACUCGUCUUAUGAGGAACCCACCCCCAUUCGGCUCACCUGGUGGUCAAAUGCGUGGAAUGGGGCGUCCAAACAUUCCCAUGGGAACAGUAAAACCCUCUCUAGGUCAAAUGGGUCGUUUGGGUGCUUCAGCCAAAAACAUGCCUCCUUCCAGAGCGUCCAUACGUAGCAACAGAUCGGUCAUGGCUCAGGACAUCAGAGCCUCCCCAAAGCUUCCAGGUCAACACCCUGGAAUGGUCAUUAUGGAGCAGAGGCACUUCAUUCCCCCAGGACGAGCAGGUCCCACUAGGAAUACACAAAGACCAGUUGGUCUUGGCCGUCCUCUGAUGGCCAGGCAGUCUCUGAGGCGAGGACCCCCUUCACCACAGCCUUCUCUAAAACAUAUUGGUCCUACAUCACCCCAACCUUCCAUUAGACAUCUGUCCAGGCCAACUUCCCCUCACCCCUCUAUCAAACAUGGCUCACCAUUACCAAGGCGUACUCCUUCCCCUCAUGCACCACCCAUACCUAUCAUCUCAAGUCCUUUCCAAAAUGUACAGCGGUCUGAAGCAUCUCCUUAUCCUAUUGCAAUAGAACCAGUCCCUGUGGAAUUUGAUCAAAUGAUAAAUGUGCCUCGAUCACCCAUGGUCACCAGUGCUUUACAAAAUCAAAGUAUUAGUAAUGCCUCUUAUAAAUCACCCUUCCAGCAACCUAUGCAAUUUUAUGCCCCUGAAGUCAUUGGUAUAGAGCAAUUUCCUGAUCAACCAUCUUCACCCCAACUAUCAAAUGUGUUACAAAAUCAAAAUUUGCUUAAUAAUACUUAUACCUUUGUACCUCAAGUAGCACCAAUGCCACAGCAGUAUCUGGAGACACUAGCAUCACCUGUUAUAUCAAAUGCUUUGCAAAAUACUCAAGUCCGGGGUGCAUCUUUCAUCUCACCGCUGCAAAGACCAGGUUCUCCAUAUGUUCCUGAAGUGGCACAGCUUCCUGGCUCACCAUCAUUACAGCCAUCAAUGUCACCAUAUGCUCCCGAAACAGAAGUGCUUGGACAGGGUCCUGGUCAGCCUGCAUCUCCAACACUGUCUAGUGCUAUUCAAAAUCCUUACCUUCAUAAUGCCUCAUACAAAUCAGUGUUGCAGAUACCUUCUUCCACCUACUCACCAGUUGUGUCACAGUAUGAUUACAUAGAGGAGCCAGACCCUGGCCCACUCCUCACUAAUGCUCUUCAAAACCCCAGUGUCCGAAAUGCUGCUUACAGAACACAUUUACAUAGGAGAGGAUCCAGAAAUGCCCCUAGCCCAAGGAGAUCACCAGUUCUCUCAAAUGCUAUACGAAACGAACAACUCCGGAAGGCUUCUUACCAAACACAACUGUCUCAACCAACGAAAACCUACUCCUAUGUUCCCAUGAGGGGUUAUACCCAGAGCCCUAUUCUGUCAAAUGCACUGCAUAAUCCUCAAAUCCGUGGUGCAACCUAUAAUCUGCCAGAUGGCACGCUGGUACAUGGCAAUCAAAUGGUGGCUCCAGCUACCUCUCCAAUGCUAACUAAUGCUUUACAAAAUCAACAGCUUCGGAAUGCUUCCUACAGACUUUCAGAUGGGACUAUAAUAAGUGUGGAGCCCCACCUACAACAACCCUUGUCUCCAAACAUCUCAAAUGCCUUAGAUAAUGCAAACCUGAGAUACGCCGCUUAUAGACUUCCAGAUGGAACUAUAAUCACCAGAGACUCCCUUCAACAUCAGCAACAUCAAUCCUCUUCUCCAAAUCUAUCUAGAGCUUUGCAAAAUCCAAACAUUAAAAAUGCUUCCUACAGACUUCCAGACAAUCCGCUUAUUACAGAAUACCGGAGGCCAGUAUCUCCCAAUCUGUCCCGUGCACUCAGAAACAAUAGCAUUCGAAAUGCAUCCUAUAGGCUGCCAGAUGGAACAGUUAUUUUUACAGAGCAACAAGUGGAACCAACUUCUCCAGCCCUGUCAAGUGCACUGCAAAACCCAAUUCUUCGAAACGCAUCCUAUAGACUAGGUGACGGCACAAUAAUUUUUCCUGAUUAUGGCCAAUCAAAAUCUAUCUCCCCAAAUUUAUCACACGCACUUCAGAAUGCACAGAUGCGGAAGGCUAGUUAUAGAUUGCCAGAUGGGUCUAUUAUAACCACACAGCUUACUACACCUUCCCCUAAUUUGGCAAGUGCUCUGCAGAAUCCAAAUAUGUCUCGUGCUACAUAUAGGCUACCUGAUGGCAAUAUAAUCAGUGCUAAUCCAGUACACUCACCAAGCUUGACAGGUGCCCUCAAAAAUGCAAACAUCAAAAAGGCCUCCUUUAGGCUUCCAGAUGAAUCCAUUUUUUUACGUACUAAAUCAACCAGUCCAAACCUGGCAGAAGCCUUGAAAAAUGAAAGUCUUCGCAAAGCCUCAUACCGACUACCAGAUGAUUCUAUUAUUUCAGCAGAUCCUCAGAGUCAUACAAGCAAUCCAAAACUUUCACAAGCCCUUUUAAACCAAAAUCUUCGUAAAGCUAUUUACCGUUUGCCUAAUGAAUCCAUUCUCAGGCAAGGAUUUGAAGUUUCAUCGUCACCUCAGCUGAAGGAUGUGCUGAAAAACACCAGCCUAAAAAAUUCCUCCUACCAGCUGCCUUCAGCACUAUCUACUGUUACAGCAUCCGGAUUGAUUAUUGGGCCGGAUGGCAGAUAUGCAAUUGUCUCCCCACAAAGAAAAGGGCCUCAUGAACACUGGGCUAUGAAUGCCAGGGAGGGACAAAGUGCAGAGGAUGUGUGGGCUGCAGAGAGAGUUUUGCCUCAUGGAACUGUUCAGAAUCUUACCAAGUGGUCUAUGUACCGUGACGAAAACAUGAUGGACCACCUUUCUCUACCACCUUUUGGUGUUGGGUCCAGGGAAGGUGAGGUGCCGUGGGUACCAGAUCGGGAAGGGGAGCCCUCGGGCCAGUGGUGUGAUAAGAUGUAUUCUAUAAGAAGUCUGCCUACCAUGAGUUACAGAGAGAAAAGAGAAGCUGAUGGACUCGAGGACAUGACACAGUUGGAGGAAUUAACAGAAGCAGCUGUUUUAAUAAACCUAAACACUCGCUUUGACCAGGAGCUCAUCUAUACGUAUAUCGGCUGUAUUCUGCUAUCAGUUAAUCCGUACAAGUUAUUGAACAUCUAUGGAACAGACAUGGUCCUGCAGUAUAACGGUCAUGGCUUAGGAGAAAACCCACCUCACCUCUUUGCAAUUUCAAACCUUGCCUACACGACAAUGAUGGACGUCAAGCAGAACCAGUGCAUUAUCAUCAGUGGGGAGAGCGGAUCCGGAAAAACGGAGGCCACCAAACUGGUCCUGAGAUACCUCACGGCCAUACAUCAUGAGCGAAACGUAACACAGCAGAUUGAGAUCCUGGAAGCAACUCCUCUGCUGGAAUCUUUUGGGAAUGCCAAAACGGUGCGGAAUGACAACUCCAGUCGCUUUGGGAAGUUUGUGGAGAUCUUUCUGGAGGAAGGAGUGAUAAGCGGUGCCAUAACUUCACAGUAUCUACUGGAGAAGUCCAGGAUUGUUUUUCAGGCAAAAAAUGAGAGGAACUACCACGUUUUUUACGAGAUGUUGGCCGGACUCCCUGUUCACCAGAAACGAGUCUUCUACCUGCAGGAGGCUGAAACGUACUACUACCUGAACCAGGGUGGUGACUGUGCGAUCGAGGGGAAGGACGAUGGCGAGGACUUCAGGAGGAUACAAAGUGCCAUGGACAUUCUCCACUUCAGCCCUGAGGACCAGAGCAGUGUGUUCAGAGUGCUUUCAUCCAUCCUUCACCUGGGCAAUGUCUUCUUCCACAGACUUGAGACUGACGUGCAAGAAACGGCCGGCGUUGUAAGUGCUCAGGAGAUCCGCGUGGUGGCCGAACUGCUUCAGAUUUCUCCAGAAGGACUGCAGAAAGCCAUCACCUACAAAAUGAUGGAAGCAAUGAAGGAGAAAAUAUACACUCCGCUGACCGUAGAGAGUGCCGUGGAUGCCAGAGAUGCCGUUGCCAAGAUCCUUUAUUCCCUGCUCUUUCACUGGUUGACGGAGCGGAUCAACGGCCGUGUUUACCCGAGAAACGAGGCUCUCUCCAUAUCUAUAUUGGAUAUCUAUGGAUUCGAGGAGUUAGCAUUUAACAGUUUCGAGCAGCUCUGCAUCAACUAUGCUAAUGAGACGCUUCAGUUCUUCUUCACAAAGAUCAUUCUAAAGCAAGAACAGGAGGAGUACAUACGAGAGCAAAUCAGCUGGAAGGAAGUGCCCUUUACUGACAACAAGGCAUGUAUAGACCUCAUCGCUGCUAAGCCCCAUGGGAUACUUCGCAUUCUCGAUGACCAGAGCUGCUUUCCUCAGGCCACUGACCACACGUUCCUUCAGAAGUGCCACUAUCAUCAUGGAGAAAAUCCACUUUACUCCAGGCCAAAAAUGCCACUGCCAGAGUUCACCGUGAAGCACUACGCAGGACGAGUGACGUACCAGGUCCAGAAGUUCCUGGAUAAAAAUUACGAUCAGGUUCGACAAGAGGUGCUGGAGUUGUUUAUGCAGAGUCACAACCGGAUGGUUUCAAAUCUCUUUCUAAAGUAUAGCGAGAUAUUAAAUCAGCAGAAAAAUGUAACACAGAGAGACAGCACAGUUACUCGACGAUAUCAACCGUCUACUGUAGCUGCCAAGUUCCAACACUCUCUACAGGACCUUCUGGACAAGAUGGAGAGGUGUAACCCAUUAUUCGUGCGCUGCAUAAAGCCAAAUAAUAAUAAGGAACCGGGGAUAUUUGAGGCAGAACUGGUGGCGGCCCAGCUCAGAUACUCCGGAAUUAUGGACACCAUCCUGAUCAGAAAGGAAGGUUAUCCGGUCCGAAUGACUUUCCAUAAAUUCUUAAACAGGUAUAAAGCGCUGCUGGGGCUGAAGAAAACCCCGCCUCCAAACGGAGACAACUGUGUCAUCAUGCUAACAAAGCUGUGUCCAAUCAAAAAGGGCGAUUACCAAGUGGGUGUGUCCAAGAUCUUUCUAAAGGAAGACGUGUAUCAGCUGCUAGAAAGUAAGCGGGAUCGUGUGAGGCACCUGGCGGCGCUGACGCUUCAGAGAUACAUACGGAUGUACCUCGCACGUAAAAACUUUCGGAAGUUCCGCGUGAACAUGACCAAACUGCAGGCCAGGUGCCGAGGCUACCUCAUGAGGCGAUGUCUCCUACAGAAACGGCUGAUCCUCAUCAAGUUCCGCUCACCAGUUCAGCUCAUCGUCAACCGCAAGCGCUACAUCAGGGAUAACCUCAUCAUGGUCAGGAUGGCAGAAGAGGUGAGGAGAAGGCUAGAACAGGAGCGAGUGAGUCGAGAGGUGAUUAACGUGUCCCAGUUGGUCAUUCCUGCCGAACUUGGAGAGCUGCUGCAGGCCACAGCAGAUGGUAAAGAGGUGCAUUCCGAGUGUUUGGCUCUGGUUGAAGCGCUCAGAGUGCAGGUUUAUCCUCAACUCACACUCCCUCUGGAUAUCAAUAACUAUCUCAUGACCAAAUACAUCCGUUCCAACUUCAGGGAGCUGCAGUUUGGAAUGCUUACCGCACCUCUACGCACCUCUCUGACUCGUCUGGAAGACGAUCUAAAACAGGACGCUCUCGACAUCUUUUUACUGGUUUUACGUUUCAUGGGCGACCCGAACUUGAACGGCGCCCAAGAGAACCUGUUCGGGAAUUACAUCAUCCAACGGGGUUUGGCAACCCCACCAAUCAGGGAUGAGAUUUUGGCUCAGGUGGCCAAUCAGGUGUGGAGGAAUGAAAACCUGCGUAACGCUGAGAGAGGCUGGCUGCUAAUGGCGGCUUGUCUGAGUUCCUUCGCCCCAAGUGAUAAAAUGGCCAAAUAUCUGCUGAAGUUCGUAUCCGAUUACGCGCCGAACGGAUUUAAAGCGCUGUGCCAGCACAAGCUGCUCCAUGCCAUGCAGAAAUGCCAGUCGGGAUCCGAGGCAGCACGGACGUACCCGCUUUCUCUUCUGGAGUGGACUGCCAACCGCAAAAAAGCCCACAUGGCCCUCCAAGUACACUGUCUUGAUGGUACGGGCGUGUCCUCGGAGAGCUGCUGUGGUUGGUCGGUGCUGAUGAAAGAGGUGGGUCAGUGGGUGGAGCUUGAAGGCCAUGACUACGUGAUGGAUCUGGUGUGUGAUCUCGAGCUGCCGUCGGACUUCCCGAAACAGAAAAGCUACUUCAUCAUCUCGACGCACGAUCCCACCAGAGUGCGGCACAACGCCAGCAUAAGUCUUUUUGGCAGCGGAUUCGAUGGAGAAGACGAAGCACCGGUGACCAACAGUCUGCCGAUCUCUGAUGAUCGCUACAGUCGGGCGGUGAGGGUGCUGCCUGCUCUUCCAGCUGUUCCAGCUGUGCCCAGUGUGCCGGCUCAAGAUCCGCAGACUCUGAUGGCGCAGCAGCAGCAAACUCUCAUCAAUCAGCAAGCUGUCAUUAUGGCCCAACAGAUGACGAUGCAGGCCAUGGCCAUGGUGACGACGAGCCCCAUCUCCAGCCCUCCCACCAGUCCUCCUCCUACCCCCUACAUCCCUUACUCUGCAUUACCCCCGAGCCCGUAUGCCAACUUCCCACCCAGCCCCUACGCACAGGUUACGCCCUCAUCCUACACCGUUAACUCGAGCGUCACCUCGAACCAUCGGCUCGAGACGACGCAAACAUCCAGAAGCGUCCCGGAACAGAGAAGAGCUCCAGCUUCUGUUACUGGAUCUAGACAGACUGGUCUCAAACCGACACAGAGCACUAAAAAGAGGGCGCCAGGACCACCAUUAAAAAUCCCCCCAGUGUCCAGAGAUCUGCCCGUCGAAUCAGAAACCAUUCAGACGUCGCUCCACCUCAGCAGCGUGGACGAAUACUACACUUACACCAACGUCCCAUGGAAGCUCUACCUCAGGAAGGAGGUGUUUUACCCCAAGGACAGCUGGAAUCAUCCACUUGUGUUGGACGUCAUAUUCAAGCAGAUUGUUAAUGACAUGUUUUCAGAGGCCUGCGUGCGCAUCACCAAAGACGAGCGGAUGAAGAUGAAGGCCUUGUUUACGCAACACAAGAUCGAGCAGCACGCAAACGUUCAGGACGAAGGCGUGAAGAAGGCCGUGGUCUCGGCGGCCCGCGAGUCGUGGGAGAUUUAUUUCUCGCGCCUUUUCCCCGCGUCGGGCAGCGUAGGUACCGGAGUCCAGGUGUUGGCCGUGUCUCACUCCGGGAUCAAACUACUGAAAACGGUCCACGGCAGCGCCAACGUUCCAGAUCACUUCAGGCUUCUGAGAUCGUACAGAUACACCGACAUCCUCUUCGUGACCGUCCCGUCUCCCGACAUGCUGGAGUUUAACCUGACGAACGACAAGCUGAUCCUGUUCUCCGCCAAAGCGCCGCACGUCAAGCGCAUGGUCGAUCUCUUCAUCUCUCAGCUGAAGAAGGACUCUGAGUACGCCGUAGCUGAGAGGAACUACGUCACCCAAGAGCUAGCCCUGCUUAACUUCCAUAAAGGAGACAUCAUCCGCUUGCAAGCUAUGGACGGCCUGCAGGAAGGUCAGUUGUAUGGAUGUGUGGUGAAGAAGAAGGUCGUCUACCUGGAGGAGGUAAACAGAGACACGGCAGACUUCGGGUGGAGGUUUGAGCCGGUGAUGAGUCGCAGCGGUGCAUUUCCCUCAGACUGCGUCAUUCCGAUAUCGGUGCCGGGUUUUCUAAAUCUGCCCUCGGACAAACAAGGAGACAUGAGAACCAGAAAGACUCAGUUGAUCGGCGAGCACGGUCUGAUGAGAGACGAAGCGUACUGUCAAGUGCUCAAACAGAUCACCGCCAACACCAGCGCUAAACCAGACAGCUGUCAGAGAGGAUGGCGUCUGCUCUACAUUCUCACAGCGUAUUGCCCGUGUUCUGACGUCCUCCAUCCGUUCCUGCUAAAAUUCCUUCAGGAUGCAUGCACGAGCUUCGGAUCUCAGUUUCAGGGCAUCGCUAAAGCCUGCGAGCAGAACCUGAUGAAGACGUUGCAGUGCGGUGGGAGGAGCGUGUGUCCCAGCAGCAUGGAGCUCAAAGCCAUAGUGGCCGGACGAAGCUCAAAACGGCAGCUCUUCCUGUUUCCUGGAGGAAUUGAGCGACAUCUAAAGAUUAAAACCUGCACUGUGGCUUUAGAUGUCAUCGAGGAGUUGUGUUACGAGUUGGCAUCGCAAAGACCGGAGGCCAUGAACGAGUACACCGUAUUCAUAGUCACAAACAGGGGUCAGAACGUGCGGCCGCUGAAUAAACGGGAAUAUAUAUUAGACGUCGGUACAGAGGCCGAGAUGAUCGACAGCAACUACAGCUUCUGGUUCAGACGCGUGAUCUGGGCUCAGGCGCUCAAGUUCGACAACGAGCUCAGCGUCACUGUCCACUACAACCAAGUUCUCCCUGAUUAUCUGAAGGGUUUACUGAUCGUCCUCCCGCCAGAUAAAAUCAGCGAGCCUCAGUUUCAUCAGAUCGCUAAACUCGCUGCGCUGCAGCACAGAGCGAAGGACGUCGUCGGUGCUCCCACCAUGUACGCUCACAAAUCUGCUACACUUUUACGCCGGCUGUUUAUUCAUAACGCCACGCGCUCCUGUAAAAAUGUUCAACGAUGGUGGCUGCAAAUAGUCCAUUAA
This is a messenger RNA of Ictalurus furcatus (blue catfish), 11632 nucleotides long. RefSeq names its product myosin XVAb (gene myo15ab). Bases 146 to 11632 code for a protein of 3828 amino acids. Gene Ontology annotation, cellular component: myosin complex; cytoskeleton. Lineage: Eukaryota; Metazoa; Chordata; Actinopteri; Siluriformes; Ictaluridae. The record is from RefSeq and is a predicted model, not a curated record. Gene Ontology annotation, molecular function: cytoskeletal motor activity; ATP binding; protein binding. The transcript is spliced from 53 exons.